Cherax quadricarinatus is the source of this 5254-nucleotide messenger RNA. NCBI's taxonomy places the organism in Eukaryota, Metazoa, Arthropoda, Malacostraca, Decapoda, Parastacidae. The record is from RefSeq and is a predicted model, not a curated record.
UUGCAGAGUGCAUUGAUUGUUGCUCUGGCCAAUGUUCACAUUCCACUUCUCUUGGGUGAUGUUGUGAAUGUAGUUGCAAAGUUUACAAGAGAAACUGAAAAUGAAGGAAGAAGCUAUAUGCAAGAAAUUUAUGUUCCUUCUGUCAAGUUAAUUAAGUACUGUGUAGCUCAGGCCAUCUUCACAUUCUCAUACAUAACGUUUUUGACAAGAAUGGGUGAGCGUAUGGCAGACAGUCUCAGGCAGCAGCUCUUCACAGCUCUCCUUGAACAAGAUAUUGCUUUUUAUGAUCAACACAAAACAGGAGAACUAGUAAACAGGUUAACUGCAGAUGUACAGGACUUUAAAAGUUCUUUCAAAAUGUGUAUAUCACAAGGACUUCGAAGCAUCACACAGAUAGUGGGUUGUGGUGUUUCCAUUUUUAUGAUCUCACCACAAAUGGCAGGGAUGACUGCAGUGCUAGUACCAGUUAUUAUUGGUACUGGCACUGCUCUGGGAGGUCUUCUUCGUGCUUUGUCAAGGGAAGCACAACAUCAGGUUGGUCGUGCAACAGGAGUUGCUGAUGAAUGCUUGAGCAACAUGCGAACUGUUCGAGCAUUUGCCAUGGAGGAUGCAGAGAGAGACCUGUUUGCCAGAGAAGUAGAAAAGUCAAGGCAACUUAAUGAGCGCUUGGGCUUUGGUAUUGGUUUCUUUCAGGCUGGUUCAAAUCUCUUCUUGAAUGGUAUAGUGAUUGGAACAUUGUAUGCUGGUGGCAAGCUCAUGUCCACCAAUCAGAUGAAACCUGGUGACCUCAUGUCAUUCCUGGCGGCUUGCCAGACCAUACAGCGAUCUUUAGCUCAGCUUGGCAUCCUCUUUGGCACAUACGUUCGUGGCAUUAGUGCUGGUGCACGAGUAUUUGAGUUUAUCAAGCUAGAACAAACAAUACCCAUAAGAGGAGGAAAGAAAAUUCCAUACCAUUCUCUGAUGGGAAAUAUUGAGUUCAGAAAUGUAUCAUUUGCUUAUCCUACAAGAUGUGAUCAGGAAGUGUUGCAUGACUUCAGCCUACACAUCCCAGCUGGCAAAGUUGUGGCUUUGGUUGGAGUAUCUGGAGGUGGCAAGUCUACUGUUGCUCAGUUACUGGAGAGAUUCUACGAUGUGAAGAGUGGAUCUAUAAUGCUUGAUGGAGUUGACCUUCGUACAUUGGAUCCUUCCUGGCUCCGUGGACGUGUUAUUGGCUUCAUCAACCAGGAGCCAGUUUUGUUUGCUACAUCCAUUAUGGAAAAUAUACGCUAUGGAUAUCCAGAAGCUACAGAUGCAGAGGUUAUUAGAUGAUUCCACUUUUAUAUUAUAGUCUUUUCAAGAGGUUAUAAUACAUUGUUGGAGAAACGGGGUAACAGGUCCGGAGGACAAAAACAGCGCAUUGCCUUUGCUCGUGCACUUCUCAAAAAUCCAAGGUACGGGUCCCGGAUGAAGCCAAAAAGUGCUCUUGAUGCAGAAUCAGAGGGUGUGGUGCAGGCAGCUUUGGAGAACUGCAUCGAAGGACGUACUGUACUCAUCAUUGCUCAUCGCCUCUCUACAAUCCAGAAUGCUGAUGUUAUUGCUGUUAUGUCCCACGGAAAAUUAGCAGAGAUUGGCACUCACCAUCAGUUGAAAAAACUUGGGGGAAUCUAUGCUGACUUAAUCCAGCAGCAACAAAAGGAAGAGAAGACUGCUAGUAAAAGGUUUUGGUGGAUAUAACAAUAGCCCUUAUAGUAAUUUUUUUUUUUUAAUUUAUUUGUGGAAUGUUACUCAGGUUUAUAAUAAACCUUUGGGUCAUUUAUAGGAAGUUUUGUUUACAAAUAUAUUCUUUUAAAUGUUCAUGUGAUCAUAAAUUUUAGGUUUGUUUUAAAAAUAUCUUUCAGAAAACUGAAAGUUCAAGUUGUUAUUAACUAUUAUCUGAUAAUAAGUGAAAUAGCGAAAAAAUCUUAAACUGUAAAUAUUUUUUAGACCACAAAUUGUAUAAACAAAUUAAAAUUUUAUUAAAAACUUACUGUUAAACUCAUUAUAACAAAAAUUCCACUUUAUCAAAGAACUAGUAAUUAUUUAACAGCUGUAGUGGUCAAGCACUAUCACUCCACAAACUAAAGACUAACUGCUUGUUUAAAAGUUGCCAGAACAUAAUUAAGCUUGCACAGUUUUAGGGGCUUUAUAUCUUGUGUUGUACAUCUUGAUUAUCUCCAGUUCCCAUAUACUUGUCCUGAUCCACUAACCCAGCAAUGAUGUACACUGAAUUGCUAGGACCUUUGGUUGUUGCCAAAGAAAAAUAUUUGCUGUGCAUAAAUGUUACUCACUAGGGAAUGCCGUACUAAUGGAUAUUUCUGCUGACAGGUCAGUUGUCUGAGUAGUAAGGGAUUGUACUUCUUCAUUGGUGGGUUAGUUGUCUGAGUAGUAAAGGUUGUACCUCUCCACUGUUGGGCGAGUUGUCUGAGUAGUAAAGGAUUGUGCUUCACUGUCAGGUUAGUUGUAUGAGUAGUAAAGGAUUGUACUUCUCCACUGUCAGGUUAGUUGCUGUCUUCCAGCACUUCUUGUAAAGGUAGCACUCUUUUGCUCCAUCAACCACGGUCUCGGCUUGGUGGGCAUAACAUGAAUCUAAUGAGUUGAGAUUCUUCUCUGGUGGGCAUAACAUGAAUCUAAUGAGCUGAGAUUCUUCUCUGUACCACUGGAGUCUUGGCACUAUACAGACUUUUACAUCAUCUCUCUAUCUAAGGGCAUAAAGAUAAGUCUACUGCCUGAAGUAGGAUGGUUUGCUUCACUAAGGUACUCCAAGCACAGUUUUACUUGUGGUAAAUAUAUGGAUCAAGGCUUAAGCAUAAUAGUCAGUGAGAGAGCAAACUAAGCACUUAAUACAAUCUUUAUGCCUUAUGACAAGUGACGAGAUCAAACUAUUCAUAACUAAAUAAGUGCACAAUUUUACACCAGAAAUUCAUUAAAUUAACAAGUAUCCUCUCAGGGAAAGAAAUAUAUAGUAGUGACUUUUUUGGCCUUAUUAUUAUUUUUAUUAUUAUUUAUUAUUAUGAAUUUUUUUCAACAUGCUGGCUGUCUCCCAACGAGGCUGGGUGACCCAAAAAAGAAACACUCACCAUCAUUCACACAUAGUCACUGUCUUUGUAAAGGUGCACAGAUACGACAGUUCAGAUGUCAUGACUCACAAAACCAUAAACAAACAAACUGUACCAUGGGUGGGUAGUUUUACGACUUGCUUGCCACGAGUUCAAUCCCGGCCCAUGGUAUGGUUUGGUUCAGAUGCCUCUCCAAACCAUAAAUCUUCCAAAACCCCUCCUUUAAAGUACAGGUACUGUACUUCUCACCUCCAGGACUCGAGUCCGGAUAACCAGUUAAACGUAUUCCCUGAAUCCCUUCUCAAAAUAUAACCCUGCUCAAACUCCAACAGCUUGUCAAGUCCCAAAAACCAUUCAUCUCCACUCACUCCUAUCUAACAUACUUACACGUGCCUACUGUAUUAUUAUUAUUAUUUUAACAUGUCAGCUGUUUCCCACGGAGGCAUGGUGACCCAAAACAGAAACACCUUUAAAAUCAUUCACUGAGGCAGGGUGACCCAAAAUAGAAACACUUUUGCCAUCAUUCAACACUUUCACCAUCAUUCACACAAUAUCACUGUCUUCGCAGAGGCACCCAGAUAUGGCAGUUUAGAUGUCACUCCAAACAGCCAGUAUCCCCAAGCCCUCUUUUAAAAUGCAGGCAUUGUACUUCCCAUCUCCAGAACUUGAGUCCAGCUAACCAGUUUCCCUGAAUUCCUUCACAAAAUAUUACCCUGCUCAUACUCAAACAGCUCAUCAAGUUCUAAAACCCAUUCGUUUCCAUUCACUCCUAUCUAACAUGCUCACACAUGCAUGCUGUAUGUCCAAGCCCCUUGUACACAAAACCUCUUAUCCCCACCCUUCACCCUUUCCUAGGAUGACCCCUACCCAUCCUCCCUCCACUACAGAUUUAUUCACUCUUCAAGGCAAUCUAUUUUGCUCCAUCCUCUCUAAAUGACCAAACCACUUCAAUAACCCCUCUUCAACCCUCUGAAUAAUACUUUUAGUAACUCCACAUUUCCUCCUAAUUUCCACACUACAAAUUCUCUGCAUAAUAUUUACACUACGCAUUACCCUUAGACACGACAUCUCCAAUGCCUCCAGCCUCUUAUUAUUAUUUUUUCAACACUUAGGUAAUCUCUCACCAAGGCAAGGGUGACCCAAAAAAGAAAGAAACCCUUUCACUAUCAUUCAACACUUUCAUCAUCAUUCACACAUAAUCACUGUAUUUGCAGAGGUGCCCAGAUAUGACAGCUUAGAUGUCACUCCAAACAGCCAAUAUCCAAAACCCUCUCCUUUAAAGUGCAGGCAAUGUACUUCUCACCUCCAGGGCUCAAGUCUAGAUAAACGGUUUCCCAGAAUUCCUACACAAAAUAUUACCCUGCUCAUAUUCCAAUAGCUCGUCAGGCCCCAAAAACCAUUCGUCUAUUCACUCCUAUCUAACACACUCACACAUGCCUGCUGCAUGUCCAGGCCCCUUGCAUACAAAACCUCUUGUAGUAUUAUUAUUAUUACAUUCUUGGGAAGAGCACUAGACUUGUAGGUUUUAGGCAUUGAGGUACUUCCUUUGAGAGGGUAACAUAAGUAAGAGCUUAAAAACUAACCCUGAGUUUGGACAAACUUCACAAGGAUCACAUAGUAUAGUGUCAUAGUGCAAAUAAAUUUAAGUUGUAACUGUAUUUAAGACAUUUUAUAUUAUGUAGAACCCAUACCCAUUACCAUAGGUAAUGGGAUGCUGGUGAAAAGCUCCUGAAUCAAAUAACUGGAGCUGUUCUUCCCUUUCUUAAAUCAAAUCUGAUUACCUUCCAUUCCUCAAGCAUUUUGUGACCCCCUGUGGGUUUAAUGUUUUCCCACAAGUAUAAAAAUUAAAAGGAUAUUAAAAGGUCAUAUUUUGGUAGUGUACAGUUAACUUCACACAGUAAUAUAUCAGUACAGUGAAUCCCUUCACAGUAUCUUAUAUGCACAUUAUAUCUCCUUAGUUACCAUUGAAUUGCAUCACCAAAUAACAAUGGUCAUUUAAUACUCUUAACAUGAUAGCACAGUUUGAUGCAUCAUUUAUGACUUGCUUGCUAACUCAAAGACCAUCACAGUGUGAUUUGUCAGAUGUAUCAGAGGAGACCAGGCGACACAGGAUAAACGACUUACAAUCUUCAGAACAACCUUCCUCACGAUAGGGUCUGGCAUCCUUAGUGUAAUACCUG